Molecule: messenger RNA, 842 nt
Organism: Phoenix dactylifera (date palm)
Lineage: Eukaryota; Viridiplantae; Streptophyta; Magnoliopsida; Arecales; Arecaceae
Source: RefSeq, a predicted model, not a curated record
UGGAGGCACCCUAUCCGAUCCAUGUUCGCCAAAAUCGACCUCAUCGAGGUCGGAGAAGCGAGCGGAGAGAUGCAGGAGAGGGAGCUCGGCUCCGCCGGCGAAGCGCGGGCGCACGUUCGGAAGCACCACCACCGACGGCGCCACUGCUUCCGCCUCCGCCGGCAGCGAUUCGGCUGCUUCGGCCUCUUUCCUCGGCCAUUCUCUCCAAGUCUCCGUAUCCUUUUCGGGGAAAUCUUGGAAACAAAAGUCAUGGAGUUGAUGAUUGUGUUAAAUGUGCAAAUUGAUGGCUGGCAUGACAUAGCUCUUUCUUGGGACUAUACAAAGCCACCAAGAGUAAAAAUAUUGAGAGCAAAUUCUGUGGUUACAGAUUUUGGGAACGAGUAUGAAACAUUAAGCUGGACUGAUGCCCUAUUCUCACCAGGUCUUGGAAGUGGUCCAUCCAAUACAGAGGCUUCUAGCUGCAAAAAGCAGCAGUCUGUGGAAUGAUGGUUUGAUGAAGAUGGCAUAUUUAAUUUGGAUGAAGAAGGGUGAGAAGAAAAGCAACAAUGUGCUUUUGCUGUGUCUAAUAUCAUCCAUAACUUCUUUUUCAUGCCAGAUAAGGAGGUUAUUAUGGCUCAACAUAGACAUUGCUUGGAAGCAGUAUCUCAACGCAUACAAGAUCACAAUACAAUUGAAAAAAAUAUUCAAUUUAUUGUAUAUCUGAUUCUUCAUUUACUAGCUUGCUUCAACCUGUUUAAGAUCUUUGUCAGAUGUUGUCUCUUGUUCUCUUCCCAUAGUUUUGAAAGGUGAACGGUUAUUUUUCCUUAUGAUUAUUGAUACGGCGACCUUCAAGUUUCAGUUGU